Molecule: messenger RNA, 3565 nt
Organism: Protopterus annectens (West African lungfish)
Lineage: Eukaryota; Metazoa; Chordata; Ceratodontiformes; Protopteridae
Product: SERTA domain-containing protein 2-like
Exons: 1
Coding region: 5-859 (284 amino acids)
Cellular component (GO): nucleus
Molecular function (GO): transcription regulator activity
Source: RefSeq, a predicted model, not a curated record
AUUUAUGCCAGGAAGAGGACUAAAGCGCAAAUUAAGUGAUUCUGAAGAUAACAUGGCUAGUAUUUCAAGUGCCUUUGAUUGCAGUCCAAGUCUGCCAUAUGCACUUCAGAGGCAGUUAGUACUAAAUGUGUGUCUGACUAAGCUGCACAGUUACAAGAUGCUGGUAGAACCUGAUUUACAUCGUUCAGUACUUAUUGCCAACACAGUCCGGCAAAUUCAGGAGGAACUGAGACAGGAAACGAGCCAGCAGUCCGCAACUUUGUACGCUAGUCCUACCUCCAGCAUGUGCUCCUUUCCAGGAACAGAUUUAUCUGGAUUACACUCUACGUUACCUUCAGUGUUGAACAGCCAUCAGGACUGUAACGGUAAUGGUGCAUGCACUGCAGACUCUUCUGUUGAAAGUGGUUUGAUGGUCUCUGAUGAUGAGAUGUCAUCGGCAAUUUCCUCUAUUCUGAAAGACUUGGAUUUCAUGGAAGAUAUUAGUCCAUCCCAGUGUGUCUCGUCUCAGGAUGAUCCUGUAAGCUCACUGACCAAUGUAGCUCUUCGGCCGGAGUAUGACAGUGUGCAUCAAGAGUUACGUGUAACAGAGUCCGUUUUCAAUUCACUUGAAAUCUCAAAUUCAACAAGUUACUUAACUGAUUUGCCAUUUGAUGACAUCUUUGAAGAUAUUGACACUUCAAUGUAUGACUCCGAUGUUUGUAUUAUUCCAUUAACAUCUCCUCGGUCUCCCACAUCUGUGGCAGAUGAAACUAUGAAAAACUUUAUAUCCUGCAAUUCUCAGUCAGCAAAUGGUAUUCAGAAUAACAGAUCAGACUUGAGUGAUUUAGACAAUAUCAUGGAAAUUCUCGUAGGAUCUUGAGUCCAAGGAUAUUUUCAGACUUGUAUUCAUGACAUACAGUUAUUGAAAUGGUAAUGUCCGACUCUAGAGAUAUUUGCUUUAAAAAGACUACUGUUUUUAAUUUAACGAACAUCCCUCAGAGCAGAUGACCUUGAAAGAUGAGGCUGUAGCAGAAGGAAUGUUUUAUUUAAAUAUUUAUUAUAUGGAUUGUAGUACUUGAGAGAACAUUUUACUUCAGGUAUAUGAUUUUUUUAUCAAUGGGAUGUUCAGAAAUUUGAGAUACUGACAAAUUCUAUCUUUUGCAAUUUCAAAUGCAUUUGACCUAUUUUUGUAAAUUUUGUACUCAAUUUCUGUAUUUUUACUGAUCUUAUUCAGUUAUUGUAGCUGUAAGAAGUGAUUGAAAGGAUUGCUGUUGGAUGUGGCUGACACUACCUCGCUGAAUCUUGAUGCGCUUUCUUUUUCCUUUAAUGAAUGCAUUUUUUUUCCUUGCAAAACACUUCUUACUCUUCCUGCAAAUGUGUUUUUUAAUUUAUAAACUGUAGACUCAAUGUAAUUCCCUUUUAAAUGUGAAGGUACUGUAUUCAGUUUUUAAAAUAUUUUUAAGACUUUAUACUCUUAAUUUAUUAAGAAAAGUAUUCAUUAUCUGUAAAAGUAUAUAUACUGUUGGUAUUAAAAGCUACAAUAUGUUAUAGUAUUAUGCUGUGCAAGCUAGCAGUCCCAUCAUGUUGCUGAACUCUCAACUGCUUUACUACUGUGGACAACAUACAUAACUUUUUGCAUAACCACUUAUUUAAUGGAGUGAAUUUCUUUUAAAUACAGUGUAGUUUAGGUUACCUUGAGUACAGUGGUGGUUUCUUUGAAACAUAUUUUAAUUCCAAAUUUGGCAAUGUGAUUUUAAAUGACUGGUUAGCAGUGGUUAGACACAAUACAGUUUAGUGUUAACAAUUCUGCACACACACUUGUCAACCACACUCUUGAGAAAUGUACACUAUUGAUUUGGAAAAUGCAGCAGCGGUUUCCCUGUAGCACGGUACUGCAUUCAGUAUCUGAAUUUAGUGCAAGUCUUUUUAUGUUGGAAGCAUACUUGACCAUCAUGUAUAUUUUUGCCAGAAAGUUUGCUUAUGUGGUAAUUUUGCAUUCAACGUUCUUUGAGCUAACCCUAUUCGUUAGUCUUCAAAACUUAUUCUUCAUGGCUCCUGUUUCUGUUGGUCUUAAAUGCCUCACAGCUUCAGGGUCUCAAGUUCAGUCCUGAUCUUUGGAUACUGGCUUUAUGGAGUUGCGUGAUCUACCUGUGUAUGUGCAGGUGUCCUUAAAGUACUCUGGUUUUAUUCCAUGUCAAAGAAGGUGUUUCUUGAUUGGCUACUUAUGUCCACAUGGCCGUGGCUGAGAAGGAUCUGUGCUUACCAAUUUUCCUGUUCUGUUAACAUUCAAUUUUUUUAAAAAAGUGUAUUUUUAGUUUGGGAAUUUUUAGCAGUUUUUGUGAUUGAUUUGCCAGGUUCUUAAAAAUGAUCCCCUUCAGUUUUUAUAGUCUCGAGUUCUUUGCUGUACCCAGUUGUCAGCUCUGCAGUAAAAAAAGCUGAAUGUAGCAGCAACACUACAUUUUCUUAGUGAGAGUACUCCAUUUGUAGUUGUGUAUCAUUUAAAGAUCUGCUUAAGACCCUGAUGGUUUAUAGAAGAUAAACUUGCCCAGUUGUCGGAGUUGCUUAUACAAUGUAUCAUCUGAUACACCCAUUAGUUUUUAGAUACAAUUAGCAGAAUGAUUUCUUAGGCUGUAUUUUGUCUUAUGGCCAUAAUUUCCCAAACAAGCAAGCUUUGGUUGGAGUGAUUUUACUGUACAUUUGAUGAACUAUGAGGCUCAUGAUGUGGUACAUGGGUAUCUUAAUGCUUUCUUCUAUUCACUGUAGUAAAUUUAGUCCUGUUCAUGAUGCAAGUUAUUUUUGACAUACAGUACAUGGCAUUGUAAUACUGUAGGGUAUUCAGUUUCAGUUAAUACAGAUUGAGUUGCCAUUGGAAUUCACAUAUGGUUAUUCGGUUUCCAACAGAAAGGAGAGUAUAGUCAGAAACAAACUGGUUGGAACGUUUCAUUUUUAUUGCAGGCUUGUACUUUACAGCAUGCAUUUUAAUACAAAAUCAGAGAUUGUGGUCUGCAUGUGUACUGGUGUCUUGUGUAACAUUUUUUCCCCUCAGUAAGGUCCAUUGUUUAUUUUGACCCAUUUUAGUGUGCUGUCAUUUACAUUGGAAUUUGCACAACAGUGAAUCCCUUUGGUUGCAUGUAUAGUCACUCUGUACCAGGCAGAUUUAAACCAGCCUACUAGAGAGCAAGUAACCACUUUAGUUAGCUUUUUGAGGUAUGCAGUCUGACGAGCAGCUGUAGCCUUCUAAAGAAGGAAAAGUGUAUUAUCUUGGAUUUACAUUUUUUUGGUGAGCUUUACUUAAUUCACCAUCUUUUACUGUACAGCAGAGACUGGAAUGCUAAAGUAUUCAGCAAAGUGUUCUGGGAUUCUGUAUAAAAGUGUAACUGUGGAAAUAUUUGAAAGUUCAGUAUUAUAUCUCAGGAUUUAAACGUGUUCUAUUUUCACAGUCCCGUGUGCAUCUAGGCAGUUUAGUAACAGCAGUGUGUAUAAAGAUUUUGUUCUAUCAAAUUCUGUCUCGGUAUCUCCCGUAUAGAUGUGGGAGAAUUCUAUUAGUUACUUUGCUUAACUUUUUAUUAAACUAUUUUAAACUGUU